Microthlaspi erraticum is the source of this 1191-nucleotide messenger RNA. Lineage: Eukaryota; Viridiplantae; Streptophyta; Magnoliopsida; Brassicales; Brassicaceae. The record is from the annotation of a GenBank genome assembly.
AUGUCCAUAACAGAAUCUUCAGAAUCGGCUUUCACUGAGGAAGAAGACUCCUUCAACACUCGUUACUCGUUAUGGAUCAAAGAAGCUCUAGACGAGCUCCCUCACAGUUUCACGAUCACCGACCCGUUUAUCUCGGGCCACCCGAUCGUUUUCGCCAGCCCGGGGUUCCUGAAAAUGUCCGGGUACUCGCGGGAAGAAGUCAUCGGAAGAAACGGGAGGGCUUUUCAGGGGCCUAAGACCAAUCGGAGAUCGAUCAUGGAGAUUCGCGAGGCGAUUCGCGAGGAGAGGCCGAUUCAAUUGAGCCUUUUGAAUUACCGGAAAUCGGGAUCUCCGUUUUGGAUGCUGUUUCAUAUGAGUCCGGUUUUCGCGAAAACCGACGGGAAAGUGAUCCAUUUCGUGGCGGUUCAGGUUCCGAUCUCGGGGCGAGGACAUCACCGGAAGGUGAGAAACGGGUCGGGUCUGACCGGAGAUGUGUCGGAUCGUUCCGAAUUGGUGUUUGGUUCGUGUCGAAGAGAGGUUCGUUUGGGUAAUUUCGUGCAUCAGAGUCGAGCUCUACCAGUGGAAUGUGAUGAACAAGGAUUAGAGAAAUGGGAACACUGUGAAGCGAGUGAGUCUGAGAAGCUGAGAGCUGGAGAAGCAAUUAACAGUGUGUUGUCUAUUUUGAUGCGUUACAGCGAGUUGAGUGGAAGAUUAGUCUGUGGAAAGAGGCAUUGCUUGCGUGGUGCGGAGUGUUUAAGCUCGUCGUUGGUUAUUUCUCUCGGUAGAAUCAAACAAAGUUUCGUAUUGACCAAUCCAUGUUUACCUGACAUGCCUAUUGUUUACGCGAGUGAUGCCUUUUUGACAUUGACUGGGUACAAGAGACAAGAAGUGUUGGGACAAAACUGUAGAUUUCUGAGUGGGGUUGAUACAGAUUCCUCUGUUCUAUACGAGAUGAAAGAUUGCAUUUUAAAGGGACAAUCAUGCACAGUUCAAAUAUUAAACUACAGAAAAGAUAAGAGCACAUUCUGGAAUCUUCUUCACAUAUCACCAGUUCGUAAUGCUUCAGGCAAGACAGCAUAUUUUGUGGGUGUUCAGGUGGAAGCCAGUUGCAGAGGUACUGAAAGUAAAGAAGUGAGACCAGAGACAAGGCAGCUGAGUGUGGUCGGUGCGGUUAGAGUUGCGGUCAGGAGCUCAUUCAUGGUAACAUGCUAA